CGCAUUCGAGUGUCACGCUGCGUGCGAAGCGGAUCGCUCUGCGGUUACGGUCGUGCGCGAGUGUUACUGAGUAACUAAUAAAAGUAACAGAUUUAAUAUUGGUCUAAAUAACCGGUGAUGUCGAAGGACAGCUCCAGGUUAAGCAGGCUAGGAGUCUUGGCUCCAGCUGCAUUGUCUGCAUGCAUGGAUGCAUCGGUCUUGGCUGUACCGGCCGCCGGGGCGAUUGUCUCUACAGUACUGAAAGAGCUAAGCAAGGCUUUUAUGCUGAAAAAAUGGUUCCACGGCAUCAUGUCGGCGAAGGAGGCUGAACACUUGAUGAUGGAGAAGGGCAAAAAUGGCUCGUUCCUGGUGCGAGAGUCCCAGUCGCGGCCUGGGGAGUUCGUGCUAUCGGUGCGGGUUCGUGGCCGGGUUAGCCAUGUCAUGAUCAGGCGUCAGCACAACAAGUACGACGUAGGCAGCGGAGAGCAAUUCGACGAUCUGGUGGGACUGAUAGAGCACUUUCGCUCCUACCCCAUGGUGGAGACUUCAGGCGACGUGUUGCGCCUGCUGCAACCGCUCAGUGGUACCCGCCUGCGAGCAAGGAACAUCAACAGAAAAGUCCAGGAUUUGCAGGAUAUGGAAGAUAAAUUGGAAACAAAAACCGGCUUCUACAGCGAGUUCCAGUCCUUGAAGAUGUUAGAAGAUAGACUUGUCUUAUCCACUGACGAGGGAAUGAAGCCUGUGAAUUCAACCAAAAAUCGCUACAGAAACAUCCUACCAUGUGAGUAG
Hyposmocoma kahamanoa is the source of this 768-nucleotide messenger RNA. Its product is annotated as tyrosine-protein phosphatase non-receptor type 11-like. Bases 118 to 768 code for a protein of 216 amino acids. The record is from RefSeq and is a predicted model, not a curated record. The transcript is spliced from 4 exons. Lineage: Eukaryota; Metazoa; Arthropoda; Insecta; Lepidoptera; Cosmopterigidae.